AUGUGGAGUUGUGAUCUGGACGACUGUGAUAAGCCUUCGGUACGCAAGUACGGAGAAUGCAUCCUUUGCGAUCGCCAUCUCUGCGCCAAGCAUCUUCGCGCCGAAUAUCAUAAAUGCCCUGAAUGGGAGAAUGAGAAAUUAUACGACCCCGCCGCGCGCGAAGCCGAGCGAAGAGAAAUCACAGCCCUGCUUGAUAGAAUCAACAUCUCCGCACUUCUCUCUCGAGCCAGUGUACUGCGCAAUGGCAUGCCAUGUGCUACACCCCAGCCCCUUCAGUAUGACCGGUCACAGCGCUCGUCGGUCAUGGGCGGUAUGAAUUAUCACAUUGAAAUUCGGUUUGACGAUGGAGUUAGCUGGCUCGCCCGCAUUCGAAGAGUCAAUGGCACUUCACCACCAUCUGAUCUGCGAGCUCACAUCAUGCGCAGCGAGGUUGCUACGCUGAUGUUUCUGGGCAAGACCAAAGUUCCCGCGCCAAAGGUAUUUGACUAUAACCUCGACGAGGAAGAAAACCCGGUUGGCGUCGGGUAUAUCCUGAUGGAGAAAAUGAGUGGCCAGUCGCUUCGUUGGUCUAUGCCGUCUGCGGAGCAAAGAAGGAAAGUCAUGAGUCAGCUUGCAGAUAUUUAUUCUGAGCUACAGGCGUUUUCGUUUGAUUCAAUGGGUUCUUUGGAUCAGCCGGGAACCGGACAUAUUGGGUCUUUUGCGCGAGAGUCUUUGACAGACUACAGAGACUCGCAAAUGUUGCCUCUGGGUCCAUUUACUUCUUCCAGGGGAUAUUACAUCGCAAGCAUCCAAUUGACGCUGGAUCUGAUUAUGAGAGAGGAGUGUUUUACUCCACAGGCAAUCGACGCGUACUUGAUACACCGAUUUCUCCUCGACUUGCUUUUGGACAACACAUUCUGUCCCAGCCGUAACGAUGGGCAGUUCUACUUAAGGCAUGCCGAUAAUAAAGGAGAUCACCUUCUUGUUGAUGACGAGUACAACAUCACAGGCAUCGUGGACUGGGAAUGGGCCCAUACAGAUACAAAAUCCGCGGCGUUUAAUUCUCCGAUCAUGCUUCUUCCUGUCGGAGAUUUCUACGAUGGAAAGAACGAGCUGGGCGAGGACGAGCUUGUUUUUGCCCAGUUACUAGAAGAGAAGGGACAAGGAGAACUUGCGCAAAUCGUCAGGGAGGGCCGGGUUCUGCACCGGUUUGAAUUCUGUUGCGGAUACGACCUUGCUGACUGGGAGGGCUUUCUGGGCCUUUUUCAAGGCCUCCGGAGGAUUUUGGAUGUCGAUGGGGAGCUGGACUGGGAAGCUUGGAGAGAGAAGGCCUUGGCCAAGUAUCGGGAUGAUGAUGGGCUGAAAGAGCUGGUGAUCCGCCAUAGAUAA
Molecule: messenger RNA, 1368 nt
Organism: Talaromyces rugulosus
Lineage: Eukaryota; Fungi; Ascomycota; Eurotiomycetes; Eurotiales; Trichocomaceae
Exons: 2
Coding region: 1-1368 (455 amino acids)
Source: RefSeq, a predicted model, not a curated record